Messenger RNA from Jaculus jaculus (lesser Egyptian jerboa), 486 nucleotides. RefSeq names its product ubiquitin like 5 (gene Ubl5). The transcript has 5 exons. Bases 159 to 380 code for a protein of 73 amino acids. The record is from RefSeq and is a predicted model, not a curated record. Gene Ontology annotation, biological process: mRNA splicing, via spliceosome; protein modification process. Gene Ontology annotation, molecular function: protein tag activity; protein binding. NCBI's taxonomy places the organism in Eukaryota, Metazoa, Chordata, Mammalia, Rodentia, Dipodidae. Gene Ontology annotation, cellular component: nucleus; cytoplasm.
UAACCCGGAACGACAGGCAGCCCGGACCUAAGGGCAGAGCCUUCCGGCCUCGCACUUCCGCUUCCUGUUUCUAGCUGUGUAUUUCAGCCCUGGUCUUAACUCUCGACGUAGGAGGUUGUGGCCUUAGCAGUUUCGAGGAGAUUCGAGCUCCAGUCAGAAUGAUCGAGGUUGUUUGCAACGACCGUCUGGGAAAGAAAGUCCGCGUGAAGUGCAACACCGAUGACACCAUUGGGGACCUUAAGAAACUGAUCGCGGCUCAAACUGGCACCCGUUGGAACAAGAUUGUCCUUAAGAAGUGGUACACGAUUUUUAAGGACCACGUGUCACUGGGAGACUAUGAAAUUCAUGAUGGAAUGAACCUGGAGCUUUAUUACCAAUAGAGCAGAAUUCUUUCUCCUGCCCUGCUUCCCACCCCCAGUCACACUGGUAUGGAUGCUUUUAACAGUCCACAUGAAUAAAAACUUAGAUGCUGUUUUGUUGAUGUCA